AUGCUCGGGGCACUCGUGGACGCCAUUGCGUUUGGCGCGUCGUUCUUGGACGUGCUGCCGACGACCGGCCACCUUCUCGCGCAGACCAUCUCGGCACGCUACGAAGAGUUCACGCCGCCGUCGGCGCCACCGGCGUGGCCGGCCACGUUCGAGGCCAACUUUACCGAGGUCUUUAGUGGCUUUCCCGCAGCGCCGUCCACCGGCGCAUGGUACUACCGAUAUGAGGCCAACGGCCCGCAUCAGUGGCGGGCCGACCACAACGCGCCGCAAGCCAACAACUUUUGCAAGUGCGCGAAACCCGGCGUCACGGACACGUGCCAGCUCUUCUUUGAACCGUCGGCGCUCUUUGUACAUUUCCCGAGUUUGGGCGAGUGCUGCAGCUUGUGCUCGGCGGCCGACGGCUGCUCGCCGCUCAAGCCCGAUUGGCUCUCGGGCAACCAGCCGCAGCGAACGCCGGGCUCCGACAAGAUUGACGGCAGACGUUGCUUUCAGUACUGCACACCGGGCGCGGUCUUUACCGACUGCAUGAGCUACGAUGAGAAUGGCAAACCGUGCCAGUACUCGGAAACGAGCACGUUCUCGCCCAGCUUUACGGUGGUCCACAACCUCACGUUCACGUCGUGGUCCAAGCACCUCUCGGAUGCCUCGGUGUUUGACCUGCCGGCGUCGUGCAAGGAACCAUGUCCGCGUCAGUUCAACCAGUGCCACGGCUAA
Saprolegnia diclina VS20 is the source of this 714-nucleotide messenger RNA. RefSeq lists its product as hypothetical. The transcript is spliced from 4 exons. The record is from RefSeq and is a predicted model, not a curated record. Bases 1 to 714 code for a protein of 237 amino acids. Lineage: Eukaryota; Oomycota; Saprolegniomycetes; Saprolegniales; Saprolegniaceae.